Messenger RNA from Pseudozyma flocculosa PF-1, 2256 nucleotides. RefSeq lists its product as uncharacterized. Gene Ontology annotation, biological process: poly(A)+ mRNA export from nucleus; regulation of translational termination; regulation of translational initiation. Gene Ontology annotation, cellular component: nuclear pore cytoplasmic filaments; nuclear pore; cytoplasm. Bases 1 to 2256 code for a protein of 751 amino acids. Gene Ontology annotation, molecular function: translation initiation factor binding; phospholipid binding; inositol hexakisphosphate binding. The record is from RefSeq and is a predicted model, not a curated record. Lineage: Eukaryota; Fungi; Basidiomycota; Ustilaginomycetes; Ustilaginales; Ustilaginaceae. The transcript is spliced from 4 exons.
AUGCGUUUCGGGAUAGAGACUUCCUCCUCAUCUUCCGAGCUCUCUGCUGACGAGGGCCGCCGUUCCGCUACCUCGCUGGCGUCUCCGGCCACUCCAACGCCGAGCAAGGGCAUCCUCCGCAAGGUCGGCUCGCCGCAUCUGCGCACUCCGGCAUCGACGCCACGGCCGCCUGCUCGCUUCGAUGGCGUCAGCCCAUCUGGCCCUGCCGAGGCGCCCUCUCACUCCCAGGCCAGACCAACAUCGGCAUCGUCGCGCUCAAACACGCCCUCCGCCGCGUCCCGGCGGCGCGCCGAGUCCCCCUACGUCCAAGUCGGGUUGCAGGAUCCGGCAAACCCUCGCCCGCACGCGGGACCGUCCAGGAGAGCCUCGGCGGCGACCACCGCUGCCCCUCUACCUCCUUGGCUGCGACCCGACCAGCAUCUUCGCUCUUUGACCGGUGUGCCAAACGACGAUUCCCUAGGCUCCUCGGAUGACGAUGAAUACGGCGAAGAUAGCAGCAGCGAUGCGUCGUCUUCGUCCCUCACCUCUGGUUCCCCAAAAGAAGCGCCUUCCGAUAGCGAAGAGGAUGAGUGGCCCGUGGAACCCGGCCGACUCGGCACGGGGAUCGCGGGCACGACACGAGCAGCGCGUGCAUCGCACGCCAGACGGAAGCGCGACCUGGCCAGAAGGCUACGCCUGGCAAGCGUGGCCGACGACUGGGAGGACUGGGAUCGCCUCUCGCGCGAAUCCGCACUGAGCCGCGCCACCAGCACCUAUGUCCACCGCCUGCGCUCGUACACCGCUCCAUUCGACGACAGAACAUCCACCAGCAACGGGAGCCCGCUGCAGCAACAAAGGGCAAAAGCAGCCGUAGACAAGGCCUCCCUUCCGCAUACCGGUGCGACCUCGUCGGCCGACGCCGAUCUCGACGAGGUCCGCAAGCUUCUAUCGACGCUUAGCGUGCGGCGGGAGGACGAAGAGCGGAGAGAAAAGGAGGCCUUCGAGGCGCGCAACAGGCUGCUGUGGCAGGGCAUUGAUGCCAGCAUCCUUGCCGCAGAAAAGGAAGCCCAGGAAUCGGCGGCCGCGGAGGCGCAGAGGCUGGCGGCAGCGCGAAAAGCGCAAGAGGAAGCGGAGCGGCGAGCCAGAGAGGAGCGCGAAAGCGAGCAAAGAAGGAUCGAAGCGGAGAACAAGGCGAGGGACGAGGAAGCGGCCAAGCGCAAGGUGGAAGAGGAAGAGCGUCAGAAGGCCGAAGCCGAGGCACGGCAGCGAUCGGAAAAGGAAAAGGCCAUGGGAGGCGUCGGCGACGAGGUUCGCAGGGGGGCCGACAAGGAGUACGAGGCGUGGAUGGCCAAGAUCGGCCACAUCAAGCAAAACAUCCUACCAACCAUCUCGCGCAACCCGGAGCUGCGGAAGCAAUGCUUCGCCGCCAAGCGCCAGAUCACGCCCAAAGUCGGCCAGCUGACCAACUCGCGCGAGGAGAUCACUCGGAUUACCAAUGCCAUCGGCGCUGUUCUCAGCUCCGCAAAGGCCGCGUCGCCGACGGGCGAGAUCUACACUUGGAUCCUCAACCAUCUCUCCAAGUGCUUGAUCCGACAGGCGGAGCAGGAGACGGCCGCCAAGCAGGACACUGCUUAUCCGCUGGCGAGAGUGGUCGUCUGGCUACUGCUGCAGGGGCAUACGGAGUUGGGCGAAGUGUUGAUGGCACGACUCGCGAAGAAGUGCUGCUGGUGCUUGGCCGUCUGGCCUGGCAAGCGCAAGGAUCAGGACGACGAGAGCUACCGCAAGGCUCUUGGCUACCGCUCAAACGACGAGAGCAGCGAAAACUACUCGAAUCGCAUGGCCGGCAUCUUCGCUUUCUACAUCGCAAUCCUCCAGACGAAGCCGACCACCCCUCCCUCUGCGCCGGCGGGGACGAUGCCAGACCUGUCGCUGGUACCCGAGUACCUCCGCUCCAAGACGCUCUGGACCUGGAGCGUGCGCACGCUCGCGUCGGCCUCGCCGAUUCUCUCGCAUCCCUUGCUGCCGUCUCUAUGGUCCACCUACCUCGAGGUGGGUGGGAAUCGCGCACUUGCCCUCUAUGGCAAGCAGAUGGGCAAGGUAUGGAGGCUCAUGCUCGACGAAGGCGUCCGGGGCAAGAAGGCCGGCUUUGUGCAAAAGGGCGAAGAGGAGGGAUACGUCAAGGCCUCGAUCGUCCGCCUCGAGCUCCUGCUGGAAGGAUGGGAAAAGCAAGGCCGCAUCGUUGACGCCACGCGAGGCGUCGAGAUGGACCUCCCCUGA